AUGACGGUGGGGAAAUAUCGACGAAAAGUCGGUGGGGUGGUGACCUCCAUUGGGUCGGUACGUGUUGCUUCUUUGCCUAGAGUUAUUGACGAUCAGAACGUUUUUCAUCUGGAUAUUCUCGUCACGCAGGUAGUGUUCCGGCCUACUGUUGGUCAUCGCUAUGAAGCGAGGGUCACUCAUAUCUCGGAAGACUUCUUGUCUGCUCUUAUUUUGGAAUCGAUUUCUAUAACAGCUCCUGUAGAUGACAAACUUCGGAGUAAUUUGAAAGGUACCUUCAAGAUAUUACAUUAA
This is a messenger RNA of Cooperia oncophora, 291 nucleotides long. The record is from the annotation of a GenBank genome assembly. Lineage: Eukaryota; Metazoa; Nematoda; Chromadorea; Rhabditida; Trichostrongylidae.